AUGAAGCUCGGUCUACAGACCCUCACCUUCCUGCUCACCCUACCGUCUGCUCUCGCCCUCGCUACACGACGCUUCCCAGUCAAUGUAACGACCAAUGCGACCAUCACUCCACCCUCCACUGUCAACCUGACUACCAAUGGAACCAUUGCCCCACCAAGCCGCUACUAUCUCCAAACACGUGUCAAAGGCUAUGGCAAUGAGGACAAGAACGGCCUCUACGUUAGCGGCUACCACACCGGUGCCGGAGAAAACGAUGCGACCCUCGAGUCCAUCGACGCCGCAUCGGUCGGCUUCUUGAACGGCACCAACCAACAAUUCGACUACGGCACGGAUUUCCCCUGGGGCAUGGUGAUGGUUCUUUAUGAUUACUAUGCGGAAUGGGACUUCGUCGCCAUCAACGCCGGAUAUGGCUCUGCGGGUUUCUUCUUCAACGAGACGGGCUUGCAGUACAACCAAAAUCCGGACGGGUUUUCCGGAUGGCUUGUUUGUGACUGGUGGCACGGAGUCCCGCAGCUGUUCUGGAAGUUCUUCGCCAACAGCAAUCAAUUUCCGAGCAGUUGCGCGCAGGUAGACCUUUUACCAGUGGCCGUCUAG
This is a messenger RNA of Letharia columbiana, 594 nucleotides long. RefSeq lists its product as uncharacterized. The coding region runs from base 1 to 594 and encodes 197 amino acids. The transcript is spliced from 3 exons. NCBI's taxonomy places the organism in Eukaryota, Fungi, Ascomycota, Lecanoromycetes, Lecanorales, Parmeliaceae. The record is from RefSeq and is a predicted model, not a curated record.